Messenger RNA from Solea solea (common sole), 1528 nucleotides. RefSeq names its product collectin sub-family member 11 (gene colec11). The transcript is spliced from 7 exons. Lineage: Eukaryota; Metazoa; Chordata; Actinopteri; Pleuronectiformes; Soleidae. The record is from RefSeq and is a predicted model, not a curated record. Bases 233 to 1195 code for a protein of 320 amino acids.
AAAUUAAAACACUGGUCCACACAUUCUGUCAAAUUAUUAAACUGCAACUGUAAAUAAAUACGUGGUGGAGUUUGACGUUAAGCCGGUGCAUUUAUCAGGCCCCCUCCACUGUCAAUCACUUGACUAUUUUCCCAGCCAAUUAUCUGCAGAGCCCCAGCUGCUUUGCGGCUUUUAUCUGUGAACUGUUUACGAAUGUCCUAUCGCACACAUUCUGCGGCGCUCGCCGAGGAACAUGAAAAGUUCCUGUGGGACGACCACUGUCCACAGCUCCCUGCAAGUCUUUGAAAGCUGGCAGUACUUUUCCCGUCCGUCUGGGGAGUUCCUCUACAGCCUACGAACCAUCCUAUGUAGAAGAAUGAGAGGAGAGACACUGUUUCCAGCCCUGAUACUAAUGUCUGUGAUGCUGAGUCUUUUAACGAUACAGACGUCUCAUGGACAGCACUUGGCAGAGGAGGCCUGCACCGUUCAGAUCCUUGUCCCUGGACUCAAAGGAGAACCAGGACAAAAAGGACAAAAAGGAGCACCAGGGAGACCGGGGAGAAUUGGCCCUCCCGGAGAGAUGGGGCAACCUGGGCUUAAAGGAGAUAAAGGAAUCAUGGGACGUUUUGGAAAAGUGGGCCCAAGUGGAAUGAAAGGGGUCAAAGGCGAAAUGGGGGAUCCAGGUCCAAGGGGCCCUAAUGGAGAGCCAGGGGUUCCGUGCGAGUGCACGCCGAUGAGAAACAUGAUCGGACAAAUGGACAUUUUCGUGGCACAGCUCUCCUCUGAACUGAAAUUCAUCAAAAAUGCACUGCCCUCCCCUGCAGCUGUUGCUGGCAUAAAAGAGACAGACAGUAAAGUCUAUCUAUUGGUGAAGGAGGAGAAACGCUACCACGAUGCCGAGGCCUACUGUCAGACGAGGGGAGGGCACCUGGCCAUGCCCAAGGAUGAGGGAGCCAACGCGGCCAUAGCGGGGUACAUUAGCGACGCGGGCCUGAGCAGAGUCUACAUAGGCGUUCAUGACCGGGACCAGGAGGGUGUUUUCACCUACGUGGACCACUCUCCCAUGACCACCUUCACCAAGUGGAGGAAAGGAGAGCCCAACAACGCCUACGACGACGAGGACUGUGCUGAGAUGGUGGCGUCCGGAGAGUGGACUGAUGUGGCGUGCAACCCAACCAUGUAUUUUGUCUGUGAAUUUGACAAGGACAGCAUUUGAUUCCAUCAUUUUGUGGGAACUUUUAUGUGUAAAUAUGAUGACAGAAUGACGUGUAAGUUGUAUUUUUUAGCAUAAUAUUCGUAUUAGCUAUUUAUUUUCUUUUCACAUAACAGUUUUUGUUCUUUGUACCCCAAAAAUUUACUAUUUUUAAUGUCACAAAUAAACAAGGCAAAUAUGCAAAUGCUGCAGAGGAGCUAUAAAUGACUUAGGAAGUAUAGGAAAAUCAAAAUUGGAUGGAUUUUGGUUCCAGCUUGGCGCUUUUAAUCAGAUAACUGAACAAACGACGCUUUCUAUAUUUACAUGUGUAUAAGUUAUAUGGCAGUUGCUGAGCAA